CAUAGCGGGUUGAAAUUUUCCUAAGCUGAUGGAAGGCGAUUGUUGUUGCUUUAAAUUUUCGAAUGAGAAUAAGUUGCAAUUUUGUAAGUAAUUUGGCUUCGAAAUGUAAGCGAUUUCGAAUUUAAAGAGGCGAACAGUUAAAGCGGAUGCCUUAGGAAGAGGGAACGAGGUUCAAAAUGGAUGGGCCGUUGCCGGAAAAGGAGAAAACAGCCUCGAAUAACUUGAAGUCAAACAAUACGAAUGCGACGACUAAUGGAUACGCGACCAUGUUACUCCAAACUUUAGAAAACCGCUCGGACAAAUUAGACGGCGAUAUGCGCAAAAGAUCGCCGUAUCAGGGUUCCUUAAAGCUAACCCAACGUGAAUUGGGGGUUGUGUUGUUGUCAGGUAUCCUCUGUGGAUUAAUAUUUGCGACUAUACCCGAACAAAUAUUGCUCACCAGUUGCUCGCUGCUCAAAGUAUCAAGUCGAAUGCUACUGCCAGGGCUCACGACCGCAUCGCUGUUUUACUGGUGCAGUGUCACCGUGCAAAAAUACCUCGAUUCCAAGGCAUCGCUGUGGAUAACGCCUGUUUUUCUACUUACAGAAAUCAUGGUUCAAAUUUUCAAAUACUUCUAUACCGAUUCCAAUCGCAUUACAGCGUAUGUAUCAUUAGCUGUUGUAGUAAUCUUAUCGGUGUUGUACAUUCUGCCAGAGAGCCGAGGCGAGGGGACAUAUAUAUUCGCGACUUCCCUUUUGAUUACGAACAUAUUCGACAAGUCGCUCGCGGUAGAAAGCCACGGCCUAUUGAGAUACAUUUUUAUAAACUUAGCUGCUUUCGCCGGCGAGUUUCUUACUCGACUGGUUAUUUUGCCGAUGGCCGACAAACCAUCUGAAAUUGAAGCGAAGGUCUCGUUGGCCGCUAACAGAAGCAGUUUCAGGAAUCGCCGUGGUUCAAGUGCGAAUUCUAACAGUCGAAGAAGGACCUCGCUGCCCGUUCUAAACUUUCAGGCAAAGAGUACCAUUGAUGCCACAACGCUCGGUGAAGCACAUGGAAUGCUUUCCGACUUACUAGCAGACUCGAAUCUUCCGGCAAAUGUCGCAAGCACGCUGAAAAUCAUUAGCACAAUGAUUGCGCAGCCAACCUUCAGUAGCUUUGCACGUGGUGUGAACUCGAUGAGUCCAUUGGUCGAGAACCGUUUUGUCCCGGAUGAAAAGAUAUGCGAACAACCGGAUAUGAGAGACGAUGGCUGGCGUUCCAGACCUCAUCCAACCCGACGAAUGUCGAAUUUCUUCACGACAACGACGUCGGCGACAGGCAUGCCGUCGGUGGAGCGAGAUGGAAACGUCCCGAACAAUAUCGGUCAUAAUCUCCCUGGGUCGCCCCGAUCUGGCUCACCAACGUUCAUUCCUCAAUCCAAACUACGACAGGCAAAGUCAUUUCCUCAUAAUAUGCCACAUCUACAAGAUAGCGUGCGACCGAACGAGGGCCGCGCAUCAUCGCCUGUACUUCGUAAAAUACCGUCGGAUAGCGGCGCAUUUACGGACGUAAGCGAAGAAAAGCCGGCGCCGGUACAAGAGAACUGUAAAUCUUGUGGAUGCUCGGAAACGCACGCUGCAACGUCGGAGGAAACCGACGUGUCCUGUGAGUCUGGAAGCGAGUUAACGCUCCCGGCCAUGUCUUUCUUCGGGGGACGAAAACCUACGGUUGACGAGAUUUUGGAAAAAGCGGCAAAUAUUAAACAGAGCGAUGAGGUGGAAAAAUUGUAUGAUAAAAUUGAUAAUUGGAAUUUCCCCAUCUUCGAUGUCUGGGAGAACGGGAACGUCUUGCGAGGGGUUGCGUUCAAGAUAUUUAAGAAGUCUGGGUUCUUUGAAACAUUUCGCAUACGCGAGCAAGUGUUUCUGAAUUACUUCACCGCGCUGGAAGCGGGAUACCAAAAUAUACCAUAUCACAACAGUGCCCACGCAGCGGACGUGUUGCAUGGAGUAUAUUACUUUACCACACAACGCAUCGCGGGCUUCUGUCCCUUCGAUACCGGAGAUCGUAACAGCGACUCUGAUUCGGUGAGCGGCGACCAAUCAGAGGAGGCUACAGAAUCCGUGGAGCAGUAUGAUAGGCUGACGAGCUGUAUCCCGGAUCUGGAGAGGUUCGCGUUGUAUUCAGCCGCCGCAAUGCACGACUACGAUCAUCCUGGGCGAACCAAUGCGUUUGUUGUUGCAACAUUGCAACCCCAGGCUCUGCUAUACAACGAUCGUUCAGUACUAGAGAACCACCACGUGGCCCAAGCGUUCUCGCUCCUGCUGUCUAGUCCUGAAUAUAACUACGUGGAAUCUCUGACGACUGCGGACUUUAAAAGGUUUCGUUUCCUGGUCAUCGAGGCUGUGCUGGCCACAGAUCUGAAAAGGCAUUUUGAUGUCUUGCAAGAGUUUACUGCGAAGGUUGAGAGUGGUGCGGGCAUAGAUUGGUCUCUUGAGGCGGACCGCCUGCUUGCCUCUCAAGUCUGCAUCAAAAUGGCUGAUAUCUCGGGUCCAACGAAACAGAAGGACAUACAUCAAAGGUGGACGGAGAGAAUCGUCGAGGAAUUUUAUAAACAGGGCGACGAUGAACUAAGCAAGGGCCUCCCUGUUUCCCCUUACAUGGACCGCAAAGUUCCAUUGGACGCUCAACUGCAGGAGACAUUCAUCAAGCAUCUAGUCGCACCGCUGUUCAGAUCCUACCGUAGCGCGGGCCUGUUACCUGGUGUUUGGGUGACGUCAACCGAAUAUGACGUCAAUAACGACAGCGACGGCGACAGCUCAACGAAAGAUGAAGAGAGCACGGAACACUCCGACUCUGGCGUCGGACAUCACCGAAGUUAUCCCGGCAAGAAACGACUUGGGAAAAAGAAGAAGCGAAGAAAACGAAGGCGUGCUUCGAAGGAAAUCCACUGUGAAAUUAUGGAGAAUAUCGAAAAUAAUUAUCAAAUGUGGAGCAGACGAAUUAAAGAAAUGGAAUUAGAGAAACAAGCGUGUAGUAAAACGAAAGCGAAGGAGGGCCCUUCCGAAAGCGGGGGGAUUACGGAGGAGGCCCCCUCGAAUGUGGGUGUAAAUGACAAAAAGGAGACAGAGAUCCCCAAACGAACCUGAGGAAAACAAGUGAAUGGCAUGCUCACUGGAUUGAAAUCAGCAUAAUGUUUCUGUGGCUAUAGUUCCAGCCCUUUGUUCGCCGCCAGAUCACUUGUGGAAGUAUAUGUGUGGAGUAAGCACUUGCCACAAACGGUGGUCAACAAGUUGUUGUCAGAGUGAAAAAACACAUAAAUUCUUGUCGUCAUUUGUAAUGGCCUUCAACCUUGGUCGAGAUUCAGGCGAAUGUUCGACCAUAUACUGCUUCGUAACGCGUUGUACUGAAACCCACCAAAUGGCGACCGAAAUUUAUCCGGAAUACAUUAUACCGAAGUGUUGAAGUGUACAAUCUGUGUGUAAAAUAUAUAUAUUUCAAUUCCGAGAAAGUCGUGGCACAAAGCCGCCCAAAUUUUAGAUUAUAUAUUUACCUUGUACAUUACUGGGUGGUGUUGCCGACAUCUUAUGAUAUAGGCUCAAAUUAUUCUCUGUACAUUAAAAUUGGAUUUAAUCGGC
Dendronephthya gigantea is the source of this 3593-nucleotide messenger RNA. Its product is annotated as cGMP-inhibited 3',5'-cyclic phosphodiesterase A-like. The coding region runs from base 177 to 3104 and encodes 975 amino acids. The transcript is spliced from 11 exons. Lineage: Eukaryota; Metazoa; Cnidaria; Anthozoa; Malacalcyonacea; Nephtheidae. Gene Ontology annotation, biological process: signal transduction. Gene Ontology annotation, molecular function: 3',5'-cyclic-AMP phosphodiesterase activity. The record is from RefSeq and is a predicted model, not a curated record.